AUGGCGACAAGGGUUGCUUUGAAAUUUAUGAAGGAGUGUUGUAUUCGUAGGAACAAGGUCCAAUUGAACGAUAAUCGCAGGCGUUAUUUCUGUGCUGCUGCCUCAGCUGGCGCCGCCAACACUCCACCCCAAAUUCCCAAGAAAGUUCCUCAUUUUUCGAAAAAGGGCAGAUUAUUUACAGGAGCUGCUAUAGGGCUGCUCAUAGGAGGAGGUGCAUAUGCAAGUACUGUAGAUGAAGCAACUUUCUGUGGCUGGCUAUUCUCCGCAACAAAGCUCGUGAAUCCGUUCUUUGCAUUCCUCGAUCCUGAGGUGGCUCACCGACUGGCAGUAUCUGCUGCAGCCCGCGGGUGGGUCCCUAUCGAGAAGAGGCCCGACCCGCAAAUAUUGGAACUCGAAGUUUGGGGAAGGAGGUUUACCAAUCCAAUCGGUCUUUCAGCUGGUUUCGACAAAAAUGCUGAAGCCGUUGAGGGCUUGCUUGGGUUAGGUUUUGGUUUUGUGGAGGUUGGGUCGGUCACUCCAGUUCCACAGGAGGGUAAUCCAAAGCCUCGUAUAUUUAGACUGCGAAAGGAAGGAGCUAUCAUCAACAGAUGUGGGUUCAAUAGUGAAGGGAUUGUUGCUGUGGCAAAGCGUUUGGGUGCGCAACACGGAAAAAGAAAGCUGGAAACAUCGAGCAGCUCAUCUCUCACUGAAGAGGAGGCCAUCCAUGGAGGGAAAGCAGGUCCUGGUAUUCUUGGGGUUAAUCUCGGAAAGAAUAAGAUGAGUGAGGAUGCUGCAGCUGAUUAUGUGCAAGGAGUUCACACUUUGUCUCAGUUUGCCGAUUACUUGGUUAUCAAUAUUUCAUCCCCCAACACUCCGGGACUGCGGCAACUUCAGGGGAGGAAACAAUUAAAAGACCUCGUGAAAAAGGUUCAAGCGGCUCGUGACGAAAUGCAAUGGGGUGAGGAAGGCCCACCACCUUUGCUUGUGAAAAUUGCUCCAGACUUGUCUAAACAGGAUCUUGAAGAUAUUGGAGCAGUUGCUCUUGCUCUUCGAGUAGAUGGCUUGAUCAUAUCGAACACAACUAUUCAGAGACCGGAUGCCGUAAGUCAAAAUCCCGUGGCUCAGGAAACUGGUGGCUUGAGUGGAAAGCCGCUCUUUAACCUGUCCACAAAUAUACUCAGGGACAUGUAUAUUCUUACAAAGGGAAGGAUUCCUUUGAUUGGCUGUGGAGGUGUGAGCAGUGGAGAGGACGCGUACAAGAAAAUACGAGCUGGGGCAACUCUUGUUCAGUUGUAUACUGCGUUUGCAUAUGGAGGGCCUGCCUUAAUACCUCAGAUAAAGGAUGAACUCGCAAAAUGCUUAGAGAAGGACGGUUUCAAGUCUAUUUACGAAGCAGUUGGAGCCGAUUGCAGAUGA
Molecule: messenger RNA, 1395 nt
Organism: Striga hermonthica
Lineage: Eukaryota; Viridiplantae; Streptophyta; Magnoliopsida; Lamiales; Orobanchaceae
Source: the annotation of a GenBank genome assembly